UUGCUCUGUUUUUCUGUCUCUCUCUCUCACUCUAACGGAGGGGAGAGAGAGAGAGUCUCCCUCAUCUCAUCAGUCACUGAGUCAAGGCUCAAGACUACGCUUCCAAUUUCAAUUUCAGUUUCAAUUUUCAUCUCAAUUCCCAAAAUUCUAAAUCCCAAAAGCACCCGAAACCUUCUCCUAAAUUUCACCUCCCUCCCUUUUUCUUCUCCUUCCUUGGAAUUUUAGAAUCCUCUGUGUCAUUAUAAUGCCGAAAAUCUCUCCACUGCCCUCUUAAAAACCCCACCCUAAACCCUCUCCUCUUCGGCUCUUCCCCUCCCCUCCCCCUCCCCCACUUUCUUUCUCUCUCUCUCUCUCUCUCUCUCUUUCUCUGUUUCUACCCCUUUCCUCCGAUUCUAGACCCUUUCGCCGUUACGAUGGAGAAAAGAAUCAAAAAGGAAAAACUCGCCGCGCAAAUCACUGCCUCGUGGCCCGUGUCUUCGGCGGACGGCGGUGGUCGCCGCCUCCCGCAGCCGGGAACUGCGGUGCAAAGGCCCCUGCUUUUCGAAACCCAUUCUGACCAAACCCUAGAGGCCUCUUUUGCCCGGCUCGAUCUUUCGGCCUAUCCUCGCGGGCCUUCGUACACUCUGCCGAGCCGCCACGGCGGCGUUAAUGGCGGCGAGUCGGUGCUCGAAACCCCUGCCUUGGGUUACUCAAUCGGCGAUCGAGCUCUCUUGCCUCUUUCCUUACAUGGAAAGAGACAAACGAAUGGUGAGCUGCAGAGCUCGAGCUUGCGCGACGACGGCGUCGGUACUUUUGAGAACACGGGGUUGCCGGAUUAUGGGCGGUACCCAUUAAUGGUGAGGUCUGAUUUUGAGAGCUGGGAUGGUUAUGUGUUGGGUUCGAUCCCCAAUGAGUUACUGAGUGACCCAGACCCAAUUGGGCUUUUUGAUGGUUUGAUCUCGGAAGAAAGAACUAGUAACAGCUCCUCUAAUCACCAUCCUGGUCGUCUAAUGGCACAGGAUUUGGGAUUAGAUUACUUGCUAUUGAAGGAUUUGCAGGGACAAAUAGUUCCGUUAGCCAUGGAUCAAUACGGAUGCCGAUUUCUGCAGACGAAAUUCGAUGAUAUAAAGGAUGACGAAAUUGAGAUGAUUUUCUCGGAGGUUAUUGAUUAUGUGAGCAUCUUGAUGGUGGACCCAUUUGGGAAUUAUCUUUUCCAGAGGCUGGUGGAGGUGUGCAGUGAUGAACAGAGGACUCGGAUUGUUCUCUCGCUGACGAGGAACGAUUUUCAACUUGUCGCUAUUUGUCUAAACAUGCAUGGGACUCGUGCCGUGCAAAAACUAUUGGAUCGUCUCACCACAAAGCCACAAAUCUCCUUAGUUAUGUCUGUUCUAAGCCGCAGUGCUCUCUCUUUGUCCAAGGAUAAUAAUGGCCAUCAUGUGAUCAAGCAUUGCUUGGAGCGCUUCAACUAUGAAGACAAUAAGCAUCUUCUAAAUGAGGUAGCAGAUAAUUCUUUUGCAAUUGCAACAGAUAAAAGUGGGUGUUGUGUGCUGCAGUCAUGCAUUGAGCACUCACAGGGGGAAUGCAGAGAGCAUCUAGUGGCUGAGAUAACAGUAAAUGCACUACCACUGGCAGAAGAUCGUUAUGGGAACUAUGUUGUGCAAUAUCUACUUGAAAUGAAGAUAGCAAGAGUAAUUACGAAUCUUCUGAGACAGCUUAAAGGGAGUUAUGCGUCUCUCUCCUGCAAUAAAUAUGGUAGUAAUGUUGUGGAGAAGUGUCUGCUAGAAUCAAGAAGAGAGCAAUCUGAACAGAUUAUUCUUGAGUUGCUCAGAAGUCCAAAUGUCUCGAUGUUGCUGCUUGAUCCUUUUGGAAACUAUGUUAUUCAGACUGCAUUAUCCGUGUCAGAGGGAUUCGUUUCAAAUGCUCUACAGAAUCUUGUUCGAGUGCAUUACUCAUCUAUGCGCAACAAUCUAUAUGGGAAAAAGGUCCUAGCUUGGUUCGAGAAGCGGAAGCAGCUGCAAUACAUAUGCUGAAGUAACGAAGUAAAAGGGAGGAGGGGGGUGGGGGUUAACUUGAAUCAAAAAACUUCUCAACGCUCUUUAGGUUAGGUGGAGUGAAAAUGUUGUUUUCUAGCUUGUCUGUUGUGCCUUCUUUAAAGAUUAUCUUAGUUGUUGUUAGGAUGAUGUCUUACUGACAGUAUAAUUUAGAGUGUUCAUAGUUUUGUAGUCCUCUCCAUUGAUGUCGUGUCGGGGUUUUCCCAGAAUGAAAGAAUAGGUUGCUGCAAGAGUCGGUGAAGGCGAAUAAUCUGCAGCUGCUGCACAGGGGUUGGGUCAAAGUUGAAACACUGUCUUCUUAAUAUCUGUACAUUUUCUGAAGUCUUUCCCACUGUUGUUGCCGUGCAACUUGAGCACUGUAGAGAUUAAGCACUUCAUGGUUAAUGCCUUCAACUAUUUUGACGUUGUUGUGCAGUAUUGAGUGAGCUUUUGUUUCAAAAUGGGGACUGAUUUUGAAAGUGAAAAUAAAAAACCAGAAGGUUUCUCCCAAA
Malania oleifera is the source of this 2521-nucleotide messenger RNA. Its product is annotated as pumilio homolog 12-like. The record is from RefSeq and is a predicted model, not a curated record. Lineage: Eukaryota; Viridiplantae; Streptophyta; Magnoliopsida; Santalales; Ximeniaceae. Gene Ontology annotation, molecular function: mRNA binding. Gene Ontology annotation, cellular component: cytoplasm. Gene Ontology annotation, biological process: post-transcriptional regulation of gene expression. The transcript is spliced from 5 exons. Bases 414 to 2009 code for a protein of 531 amino acids.